Messenger RNA from Amphibalanus amphitrite, 2198 nucleotides. Its product is annotated as insulin receptor substrate 1-like. Bases 321 to 2198 code for a protein of 625 amino acids. Gene Ontology annotation, cellular component: plasma membrane; cytosol. The record is from RefSeq and is a predicted model, not a curated record. Gene Ontology annotation, biological process: insulin receptor signaling pathway. Gene Ontology annotation, molecular function: insulin receptor binding; phosphatidylinositol 3-kinase binding. Lineage: Eukaryota; Metazoa; Arthropoda; Thecostraca; Balanomorpha; Balanidae. The transcript has 13 exons.
ACACGUACGCAUGCGCGUUAUGUGUUUACAACCGCCCACGUGACCUCGUAAUGAUCGCGCUGCGCUGAAGAGCAUAGGAAAUUGUACGCAGUUGUGUGAUCUGUAUGUGGCAUUUGGACGACCCUGUUGACGUUUCAGAGCUUGUGGAAUGACUCAGGUGCGGCGGCCGCGGCCGUCCUGGUAGCUCUGCCACAGUCGCCGUCUGUGACUGGUGACCCUGCAGAGCGCCGGUGCUGGUGCUGAGCUGGUGCCAUCAGAGGUGGGGGCGCUGAGUCGCCGCACACCAAUCGCUAGUCACCAUUGAUCCCACAAGAUCAGCCAUGGCCGACACGCUGGGCGAAAUCCAGAAAAUGGGCUACCUCAAAGUCCGCAGGAAAGAAGAAAAGAAGUUCAAGAAGAGAUGGGCUGUUUUACGCCAGGACACGGCCUCCGUGGAUAUUUAUGAGUCUGACAAGAAAUGGAGAGCCAGAGACAAAUGCAAAAUGACGAUCCCGCUGUCACCGUGCUUCAGCGUCAGCAAGAAGGAGGAGCCCAAGUGCAAGUACGCCAUCGGCCUGAUGGGCACGGUGAGCUACACGCUGGGACUGGACUCGGAUGAGGAGCAGACGGACUGGCUGCUGCGACUGCGCUGGGUGCACCAGGGCGGACGGCACGCCGACGCCGAGCCGCCGCGGCCGCACUACGACUCCAUGUGGGAAGUGACGAUCACCGACCGCGGCCUGGGCAGCACCAAGAAACUCAACGGCCAGUAUUGUGUGGGCCUCACCUGUGACGGCAUUCAGCUCAUCAACAAACGCAACAACAACGAGACCUACGACCUGCCGUUCUCCGUGAUCCGCGGCUGCCGCCACAUGGAGUGUUUCUUCUGGCUGGAGGUGGGCCGCACCUCGUGUUUUGGAGCCGGAGAGAUCUACAUGCAGCUCGCCGAACGCAUCUACGCCCAGAAUAUGCACGAAGUUAUGAAGACUAAGUUCAAUUCUCGGAGCAGCGAGUCGAGCAGCAGCCAGCAGGGCGAGUCACGGCCGCGCGUCGCCUCCACUUCAGAGCCGUCGCGGCCCAUCAACGUGGCCAAAGGUCGCCGCAACACCUACUCAUCCAACAACAGUUCCCACACGUCUGUGAACACGAUUCCUGCGGCGACCACGCCGGGUCGCGACCGGUCCGGGUCGGUGCCCAGUCGGCCGCGCACGACCAGCGAGGGAACGGGCGACCGACACCACGCCACGCUGCACGGGCACCACACCCGCUCUCGGGUCGGCACGGACAGCCACAGCCGUAUCUCUCUGGUGGCUCACUCGCGCAGCUCCAGCAUGACGGCCGGAUCGCCGCCAGUGCCCAGCAGCUCCUUCAGCCCGGCGUCCGUGGAUAGCAGCUCCUCGUACAGUAUCGACGAGCACGGCAGCGUCUGCCACCCGAUUACUUCCGAGAACACCAUUGUCGAGGAGGCCGCCGGCGACUACCUGAUGGUGGACCGCGGCCGCGCCAGCGCCGAGCCGCAGGACGCCGCCGGCGGCCGCAAGCGCUCGCUGCCGCCGCUGUCGCUGCCGCUGGCGCCGGCCGGCUCGGCGUCGGCCGGACCGCCGUCGGCCGACUCGCCCUAUCUGCCGAUGGUGAUCUCGCCGGGCCGGCAGCCGGCGCCGGCCGGGGCCGAGGAGGCGCCCGCCUACCUGCCGAUGGUGAUGGCGCCCGGCGGCGGCGGCGACACGCCCGACGGAUACAUCACCAGCCCCACGCCGAGCCAGGGCCACCGCGGCCACCACAGCCGCGACUCGAGUAUCACCGAGGACAGCUACGUGCCCAUGUUCCCUCAGUCGGAGCACGGCGACUACCUGGACAUGCGCGUGGGCGGCGGCAGCGCGUCGCACCUCUCCGAUGCGGAACUGAGCUACAGCGGGGCCGACCCGGAGGGUUACGUGCCGUUCGCACCGGGACACCCCCACUUUGCGGGCGAGGCCGUCAGCCCCAGUAUGGACGUGCACCCGGCUGGCAAACGAGCCAGCAAGAUAUCGGACGCCGACUCGUACGUCGAGGUGUCGCCGGGCUCCAGCUGCAGUCUGCUCUCGGGCACUCCGCAGUCGGAGUCGGCACACCUGGACCGCGCCGCGCCGCUCACCGUGCUCACGCCGCCCUCCGAGGACGCGCAGCCGACCGGCCGACACGCCGCCGCCAGCGCGGCCGACCGGCAGCACGCCAGGUGA